Messenger RNA from Dipodomys spectabilis (banner-tailed kangaroo rat), 757 nucleotides. RefSeq names its product crystallin beta B1 (gene Crybb1). Lineage: Eukaryota; Metazoa; Chordata; Mammalia; Rodentia; Heteromyidae. Gene Ontology annotation, biological process: visual perception; lens development in camera-type eye. Gene Ontology annotation, molecular function: structural constituent of eye lens. The transcript has 5 exons. The record is from RefSeq and is a predicted model, not a curated record. Bases 1 to 756 code for a protein of 251 amino acids.
AUGUCUCAGCCUGCCAAGGCCUCGGCUACCACGGCGGCGGUGAACCCAGGGCCCGAGGCCAAGGGGAAGGGAGCCCCGCCCACUGGACCAGCCCCCGGCCCCGGCCCUGCCCUCGUGCCAGCAUCCGUGCCAAUGCCCAGCGCCAAAGUGGGCGACCUGCCUCCUGGGAGCUACCGGCUGGUGAUCUUCGAGCAAGAGAACUUCCAGGGCCGCCGGGUGGAAUUUUCCGGGGAGUGCCUGAAUCUGGGGGACCGUGGCUUUGACCGAGUUCGGAGUCUCAUCGUCAUCUCAGGACCCUGGGUGGCCUUCGAGCAGUCCAACUUCCGCGGGGAGAUGUUCGUCCUGGAGAAGGGCGAGUACCCGCGCUGGGACACGUGGUCCAGCAGCUACCGCAGUGACCGGCUCAUGUCCUUCCGUCCAGUCAGGAUGGAUGCCCAUGAGCACCGGAUCUGCCUGUUUGAGCGUGACAACUUCAAGGGCAACACCAUGGAAGUCCACGAGGACGAUGUGCCCAGCCUCUGGGUGUACGGCUUCUGUGACCGUGUGGGCAGCGUGCGGGUCUCCAGCGGAACCUGGGUGGGCUACCAGUACCCGGGUUACCGUGGAUACCAGUACCUGCUAGAGCCCGGGGACUUCCGGCACUGGAACGAGUGGGGCGCCUUCCAGCCGCAGAUGCAGGCCGUGCGUCGCCUGCGGGACCGGCAGUGGCACCGUGAAGGCUGCUUCCCCGUGCUGGCUGCUGAACCCCCGAAGUGAG